ACACUCGACGCUUACUUGUUGGAAUUUUUGUGGGGUUCUUUAUCCAUUCCUAUUGCCAUUGCAUACAUACAUAUAUACAUUUACCUAGGUAGCUAAGGUAGAGUUGACCAAGGCGCUUGCGUUUCGACAGCUUGCCAAGUGGGUUGGUGGGGAGGACACUAACAAUCGAAUGGAAAAGGAGGAAAUGAGGAUCCUAAGCGAUGAAAUACCAAAGUGCAUGGAAUGGAUGCGGGAAUGAGAUGGGCAUAGCAUUAGUCGGAGGUCAACCGGAAGCGAGACUGAUGCUUGGAUGCCAAAGAGAUAGAUUUAGUAAUGCUUUUAGAGAAAGGAAAAGAAAUGGCAAAAAGGCAACUUUCGGAUUUUUGUUCACGCAAGCUAGGAUGGGAUGUAUAAAAAGAAACAACAACAGACUUAGUACUAUAUUUGCCUUUCUCUGUCUCUGUCUCUUGUCUUGCCUCCCGCUCACUGAUGCAACUAUAUAUCCAUAACCCAUAACCACUCUAGAGAGAAAAACGUCCCCGCGGUUUUCCUAGAAAAUAGCUCUGACAAGAAUCAAUCGACCUG
Aspergillus ochraceoroseus IBT 24754 is the source of this 564-nucleotide messenger RNA. RefSeq lists its product as uncharacterized. The record is from RefSeq and is a predicted model, not a curated record. The transcript has 2 exons. Lineage: Eukaryota; Fungi; Ascomycota; Eurotiomycetes; Eurotiales; Aspergillaceae. The coding region runs from base 201 to 488 and encodes 95 amino acids.